UCUACAUCCACAUAAAUGUCUUCAUCUGGCUUCUUUUAUAAGGGAGAAGAUGUCAACCGGACACUAGAAGGUGGAAGGAAACCUCUUCAUUAUGCAGCAGAUUGUGGGCAGCUUGAAAUCCUGGAAUUCCUGCUGCUGAAAGGAGCAGAUAUUAAUGCUCCAGAUAAACAUCACAUUACUCCCCUUCUGUCUGCUGUCUACGAAGGUCACGUUUCCUGUGUGAAAUUGCUUCUGUCGAAGGGUGCUGAUAAGACUGUGAAAGGUCCAGAUGGACUAACUGCCUUUGAAGCCACUGACAACCAGGCAAUCAAAGCCCUACUUCAGUGAUGGAUGGAGGGGCUGACAGCUCUGGAAGAAUGACUCUCCUGUGGCCUCACACUGCUGCCUGUCUGUCUGUCACUCUCUAUCUGCCAGCUUCUUCAGCUAAAUACUUUAAGAGGGGUGAGGGGGGAGAGAAAUUCACAACCAAUCAGACUACCAGAAAAAACCAUGUUUUGGAGGAGAGGCAAAAACCACGGUCAGGCUUUUAUUAGGCCUCCUGAUCAAGUCGGCCUCUUUUCCAUUUCCAAAAAAUACACAGCUUCUACCCAAGGGAGAGCCAGAACAAAAAGAAAACAUAACAUUUGACUGUCUCAGCUCCCUAGCUAAUUCAUUAAUUAGAUUGUGUCGAGGGUCUGAUUAUACAAAGGCCAACUCUACAUGUUUGGUAGCCCUAACUGCGAGCAGUAGUGGCUGCUGUGAUGUAAACUUAGGGUGCUGAGAUAAGCAAUUAGCCUUCUGCCUUAAGGUGCACUCUGGGGAAUCUCCUGGUGUAGAGAGCGCUGCCUGUGGUUGGUGACCAAAUCUUCCCUCGGUGACUUUCAGCUUUACAUGAAAGCCUAGUUACGGUGAGGAGGGGCACACUCCUAAAUUGCUAGGUGACUGAACUUUGGAUUUCCUCUCCCCUUUCACACUGAUUUCAUGUGUCUUUAGGUAAAACUGACUAGUUUUAUUUAUAAAAUCUUAAAUUUUGGAAGUCUAUAGGAGAAACCAUUCCAGUGUGCAUAAUUUUUUCUCCUCUAGAUUCACACAUUUAUGUAACAUUGAAACACUUUUAAACUCCUGCUGGUAGCAAAGGGGGAUGUAAAACUAGAAUCAUAGCCAUAAGCCUGUUAGUGUCAUAGAGAGAGCAAUUGUCUUCGUACCUGUGGGUUUCUUCAUUUGCUGUUUAAACGAAUCGGCCUUGGUUAUGUGGAGAACAGGGCACACUGUUGGCAUGUCUCUGACCUGUCUUGGAUGCUGAUUACUUACUGCACCAAAGCUAUCACUGGGGUGAGAUUUACUAUUUGGACAAAUCUCUCCAAAAAUACGCUUGUUACCAGGUUUCCCUGAGCUGUUGAUAAACUUCUGCUGAAUGCACAUGCACCAGCCCAGCUGCAUAGUAUUUUUUCCCUUUUUUAAAUCAUGCAUCACAUAAAGUGCGAAACCUUCAAAAUGUAUUCUGUGUCCUUAAAUAUGUGCCCUAAAAUGGUUCUUAUGACGUGCAGAAAAUACUUACACAUUUUCAAAUGUUUAUUUCAUGAGCAGUACUACUAAUUAAAACACAUACUUAAAUUUUGCUAUUUUGCAUUUAAAAUACUAAGAUUCCUUUGACCUGCCAACUCAUCUAAGCUUACUAAAAUAUUAGGAUUUUUCCUUAACCACAUCAUGCAAUAACUGAAUGUACCUCAAAUUUUUAAAAAGGGGGGAGGGUGGGUUAGGGGCUUGUAUUCAGAUUGUGGAUAAUAAAGAAUUAGGAUUUUUUUUUCUUAAGGCAACGUAGCAUUCAACAGCAGAGUUAAACAGUCAAGAACUGUCAGCCUGGCUAAUAACAAACCUUAAUGAUGAAUUGCUGAUUGGUUGGUUGGUUGGUUGGUUGGUUGUGUGUGUGUGUGUGUGUGUGUGUGUACACAUGUGUACUUUUCCCCAUGAACACUUUUUUUAAUCCUGUGGCUUUUUUCACUUACAGCUAGCCUAAACCCUGUAAUUUUUCUGCAUCCAAGAAAACAUUCACAAAAUAGUUUAAAUACUUUGAUACCUUUGGCCAAUUCUGCUGCCUUAAUGCAGCCUAUUCGAGUUGGACUGAAAGUCAGUCAUCAGUACUUUAUCCCACCACUGAACUGAAAGCUGGCUAUGAGCUAUCCUCAUUGAAGAGGGAGGGCACUCGAUCAGUCUUGAACUGUCAACAAGGUGUUGGGAUAUCUUUGUUUUCACCUCUUGGCAUAAUGUGAUCAAAAGGCUUGGAUUCUGCCCUCCACAGUUCUUCCCUUUACAGCCUCAGUGUGCUGUUCCAGCUGGCUGUUGCAGAGAGUGCACUGUCCUAUCAUUCCUGAACCUGGUCUGCUUUCCAGUCACCUGGUGUAGAAGCCACGUGACUUCUGUACAGUUUACCCUGAUGUUCCCUGUGAUGCAGUAGAGGCUGCUUCGCCUUCCUCUUUCCCAGCCAUUUUGUAAACCCCAUAAUUAUGAAGCGGUUGCCUGAGAAAAUAACAUAUAAACAUAGAAUAGACUGACCAAGAUGGUUUACAAUUUCUUUUUUUUUAAACUAGGUUAUUUAUACUAUAUUUCUGAACCACUUGGCAGAAAAAUUCACAACACUUAAUGUUCAUAUUUUGAGUACAGAAAGUUAAAACCAUAUCUGCUUUUUGGUACUACAAGCAUUAGGGAAAAGGUGGGGUUUUUUUUUUCUCCACUGAAGUAAUAUUUAACAUCUCAGCAGAAACCUUGCAUGUUCUGUAGUUUUGUAUGAAGUCAGUCAUUUCGUAUGCACUAUAACAAUUAAGAACAGGUGUGUAAAACACCCAAGUGUUUACUGUUAGUAUACUAACCAGUUCCCCCUUGCAGCUUCAGACUGGUAUCUGGAAACAGUUCAAAUCCAGCACCUGAGUGGACCCGAAUAGUUCUGUGCAUAGCUCACCUUCUAAACCCAGGGCGCAUGGAGAGGUGGGCGAGUCCGUGUGUGGAAGCUGCAAGCAGGUAGCCCCUUUAUUCAUUGAUUCUUUCUCCCAAAUGGGUUCAAAUCUGUCCGCACCCAUUGGAUUUUUUUCCCUAAACUUCAGUUAAGCUGCUGUUUUCUUCCACGCAAUAUUGUAUACUUGGUUGUGUAUAGAAGCUGGUGAGAGUGCCCUCCUACAUAAGCAAUUGCAGUGUUUUGCAUGCAGAGUUUUAAAACUUUAAAUUGUCCUGAUUCUAUUUUGUAAAUGGAGAAACAAUCAUAUCUUUCUAAGCAGUAAUGGAGGAAGACUAGUGCUUUGUGCAUUUUGAUAUAAUUGAGUUCAUUUUUUCCAUGAUGUAAUACUUUUGACACAGUUGGGUUUCGCAUAUUAUCCUAGUUCAUGUACAUCAGAAUGCUAAUAAUACUGUGUUUAAGUUUUGUGUUGCAAGAACAAAUGGAAUAAACUUGAAUUGUGCUACA
Miniopterus natalensis is the source of this 3433-nucleotide messenger RNA. NCBI's taxonomy places the organism in Eukaryota, Metazoa, Chordata, Mammalia, Chiroptera, Miniopteridae. The record is from RefSeq and is a predicted model, not a curated record.